AUGUCCCCAGGGCAACUCUACACCAAACUCUGUCUCGCGGCUGGACACAAGGCGGCUCUUGAAUCUUGUAAUGGUGUUUCAUCCAUAGCAAGCCAAAGAUCACUCAGAGAUUGCUUACAAUUUCGAACGAACGCCGUCAGAAUCUUGAACGAUCUUCUGCAGGAUCCCGUGACUGCGGUGGCAGAGUCUACAGUGUUACUUGUUGGCUCAAUCGUGACAAUCGAGACCAUCAAUGCCGAAUUUGCGGCUCUGCAGACACAUAUGAAAGGCCUGGCAACGCUUGCAGAACUAGCUGGCGGUCUUGAUGCAUUGGAGCACAUGACAGUUUCCAGCAUAUACCAGUACAACACCCCUUUAAUGUUUAUCCCAUUCGCGGCUAAUGCUCCCAGUGCUGUUACGGUGUAUGCAGCUCUGCAGAAUGAACCACCAAUCAUCCCAAUGUCAGCUAAGUUUCGCAGCGAGAUACUUCAGGAGCCCGCCAUUUUUUAUCGAAGGCCUGAUGCUUACGCAAUUGGCUUCGUAAUCCCGCCCUAUAUUGCUACUCUUGGUUCUCGCUUUGCUAGCUCCCGCUGGUACACAGAGGUGUCUCCAUCUCUAAAGUACUUUCUCCCGAUCUUCACAAGGCUCAUCCAACAUUUUGAGCUCGGCAAAGCAUAUCCUGAACUCGUGAACGAUCUUAACCCGCCUCUCCGUUACUCCCUUCUCGUCUACUUAUACGUCCGUGUCUCCCAUGUCCAAUCUCUUCCCAUCGUGCGCCACAUGGUGGAAACCUUCAAGCAUAUCCUUGCACCCCGAAUUCCUUAUCUCCUGGUGAUCGCUCCUGACUUGCUAUUCUGGAUGCUUGUUAUUGGAGGGCUAGGAUCUAAGGGCUACAACACUCACUCAUGGUUUGUUGAUCACACUGCGUAUGUGGCACAGCAUGUUGGCCUUAGCGACAGGCAUCAGGCACGACGCCUGCUCGGGGAGUUCUUUUACACUGAUCAGCCUGAGGAUACAUGGUAG
Aspergillus nidulans FGSC A4 is the source of this 1002-nucleotide messenger RNA. RefSeq lists its product as uncharacterized. The transcript has 3 exons. The coding region runs from base 1 to 1002 and encodes 333 amino acids. NCBI's taxonomy places the organism in Eukaryota, Fungi, Ascomycota, Eurotiomycetes, Eurotiales, Aspergillaceae. The record is from RefSeq and is a predicted model, not a curated record.